AUGCCAGACGAGACAAGCCAUUUUCGGGUUUUGGAUCUGCCGAGCGCAAUGGCUCCGGCGGUGCAGUGGAAGACCAAGGUGGAGUAUUUUGCGCAGUAUCGGCAACUCAUGGGCCAUUGUCGCAUGACCAAAACGUUCAAGGUGCCGGACGACGACGAGUGGCCCGAGGCCAUGCGCCAGUAUACCAUCGGCGCUGCGGCGCACCAUUUUCGUACUUUAGCGCUGACGCACGAGUCGGAAUGCUUCGAGCAACUCGAUGAGCUCGGGUUCCCGUGGUCGCUGGACCCAAACCAUUUCAGGAUGCCCGUUUUCGAGGCAGCGACGACCGGAGUCGUCCCGCGGUUUAAGAAGCAUACCACGUCGGUCCUGCUUGAAUGGCUUGUCCAGGCGCUCCAGACGUACCGCAUUCGCUACGGUCAUCUCGACGUACCCGCCACGUUUGCUGUGCCGCUUGAGGAUGCGUGGCGGCCCGAGCUGGCCAAUGUGGCUCUGGCGUACGCGCCGCGCGUGCUCCGCAGCCACUUUUAUUGGCUCGCGUCCAACGACGCCGUCUGCUUGCGCGAUCUUGGCCUUUGCACCGAUCGGUUGACGUGGCCUCGCGCCCUGCGCCUCCUCUCGUGCUUCAAGAACAACGUCGGCGGCCGUAGUGUGCCCCGCGACUUUUGUGUGCCUCCGGACGCCGCGUGGCCAGCAGAGUUUCGUGGGUUUGAACUGGGCCAACAGGUGUGGUACCUCGGCAUCAAGUACGACGUGCUGCCCGAGGACAAGCGUCUCGCGAUCGACGAGCUGCAGUUGGUGUUCGACUCGCCAACGACGUGGGCGCGCACGGUCCGCGGCCUUUGUCACCACGCUCACGUCCACAAGGCAACGUCGGUGCCGGACGAUUUCGAGGUCCCGCGCACGUCCGAUUGGCCAUCAGACCUCCACGGUUUGCACCUCGGGCAGCUCUACCAGCAACUCACGCAUGCAAUGGCGCUGCGCCUCUUGCCGCCGACAACAAAAGUGGACGUCGACGCGAUUCUCGCUGCCGGAGCGGUUCGCACCGACGUUGACCUGCCACCGCGAGGGCUCUUGCCACUGGCCUCGCAGCGGCACGAUCGCGCAGCUCUGUACGCCGGCAUGCCGCUGGCCACUCGGCAGGCAUGGAUGGUCGUCGUGGAAGCGCUGGAGACAUUUCUUCAACUCUUUGGGCACAUCGACGUGCCGGUCGCCUUUGUUGUGCCGACGACCGCAUCGUGGCCGUGGCCGCUCGCUAGUCGAGGGCUUGAGCUUGGGGCAAUCACCGACUCGCUUCGGACGGUGGCGCUCGACCCGAUGCAGAAGGCCUCCUUGGACGCGCUGGGCUUUGAGCUCGUCACACGCCACGAUGCCACAAGCUCGGUCACUGAGGCAGCUGCCAACAUUGAGAGCGACGACAAGCAACUCUACGGCCUCGCGAUCCAUCGACGCGUCAAGAAGUCGGCCAAGGUGAUCCAGGGCUAUGUCAUUGCAGCUGACCCGCAAAAGUGGCCGGAGAUGCUCCAUGGUUUUAAACUCGGCGCCUGCAGCCAUAGUAUUCGAUAUCAAGACCGCGUUUUGAACGAUGCGUUUGAAGCCAAGCUCAAGACCAUUGGCUUUACGUGGCCAUGCAACACGCCGAGCGCACGCUGCGUGAAGCGCACGACGGUCAUGCAGGGUCUCACGCAGCGCCACGCUUUCCACGUGCACACGGUCGAACUCGCGACGUUGGUGGCGGCGUUGGAAACGUACGAUUCCGAAGUCGGGCCUUUGGGUGCCAUGGAAGACAACUUUGCGGUGCCCCACGAAGACGAGGCGUGGCCGGUCGGCUCCGGUGGCAUCGUACUCUCUCGCGUGCUUCCGGCUUUGCGGUACCACUGGUUUGAGCUCGAACCGAACGCAGAAAAAUGUCUUCGGAAGCUGGGGCUUUUCGCCGACAUCCCGCCCUUCAACGACUUUGUCAAGCUUGUCGCUCGCUUUACCCGCCGCGAUGAGACGACGACCAUUCCGUUUGAUUACAUCGUCCCAAGUGAGCCGCCGCGGUCGUCGUCGCCGUGGCGUGGCGCGCCGCUCGGCGAGCUCGCGUGGACGCUCGGCCUGCGCAAGGAAUGCUGGAACAAGGCGCAAACGCGUCAACUGAACAAGAUCAAAUUCGAGUUCAACACGCCUGCUACGUGGGCGCGUGUCGUUCGAGGGCUGGAGACUUACUGCUCGAUCGUGGGCUCCAUCGACGUGCCCGAAUCGUACAUUGUGCCUCACACACCCGAAUGGCCCGACGACUUGCACGGCAUGCGGCUCGGGCAUUGCGUCAAGUUUCUCAUGGCGGCACGGUACAUGCUCAUGCUCCCGGGAGACACCGACAACGCCGUGAAGGCACUCGCUGCCCAGGUUGUUUGCGCACCGCUGCAAUGGAAGGAACUCGUGCUAAAAAACGCCCAGGUGCAGUGUCGGCCGUACACUGCAUCUGCUGCAGCCUUGCCGAAUGACGGCGUUGACGUCGGCAUCCACCGACGUUCUUCGGAGCCCCCGGCAAGCCAACCCGUGUCGUCUUUGGUGUCCGAUCCUCUCGACCGUUCCUCAGUGGUCCAGUGCGACGACGAUGCUGCCGCUAUCGUGAACGACAAUGAACGCAUUGCCGACGGCGAAGGCGAGAACGACGGCGUGGCUACCUGGCAGACUCACGACCGCGAGAACACGUCCUCGGGUGGUGACAUCCUUGCCCGAGCAACACGGCAACCGCCCAUGGUCGGCGUUCCUUCAAUCGACGACGGUGAUGACGUGUCGUUGCGGUGUGCCGUCCACGCCUCGACGGCUCGACAAGAUACGAGCUCCCGUGACGAUGACGCCGACUCUGGCUCGAUGCGCGCCCUCCACCUCGAAGCACCCCAGAUUGAUGACGAUGUGGACACGGGCUACGCUUUCGACUACGACCAAGUAUGCGACGACGUCGGGGACCUACCUCGGCACCAGAUCGACGUCAACGCUAUCGACGAGGCGCGCUUUGCUCGCUCCCCAAGCAUCUGCGACGUUGAUGCUGGCCGCAUGGGUGACAUCGAGUGUCCUGCCAAUGGCAACGAGGACAACACGGGCGGUGACCCAGGCAUCGCUCUCGAUGCGAGCAGCAACAUCAGCCACGACGCAGCCCAAGAGUUUCAAGAGCGUGCCACAGCCACACGUGAGACCACGCGACGUCCAAAUACUCGUUUCCUCCGCCGCAAGCAACUAUGGGAUCUUGUGGGAGACCCUGCGCUUCUUCGGAAUGUUCCCCGCUCCACGCCACUCAAGCGCCGUGUUUUUGUGGAGCCCCCACCGUGGUGGUUGACGCUCCCCAUCCCCGCAGUUGCCGGUCCCCCGCACGCUUUGGCAGAACUCGACGACGUUGAUCCCGAGAUGACAGAAGCCGUCGUGUAG
Messenger RNA from Saprolegnia diclina VS20, 3408 nucleotides. RefSeq lists its product as hypothetical. The record is from RefSeq and is a predicted model, not a curated record. The coding region runs from base 1 to 3408 and encodes 1135 amino acids. The transcript has 2 exons. NCBI's taxonomy places the organism in Eukaryota, Oomycota, Saprolegniomycetes, Saprolegniales, Saprolegniaceae.